Molecule: messenger RNA, 1584 nt
Organism: Torulaspora globosa
Lineage: Eukaryota; Fungi; Ascomycota; Saccharomycetes; Saccharomycetales; Saccharomycetaceae
Gene: BIT61
Product: Bit61p
Exons: 1
Coding region: 1-1584 (527 amino acids)
Biological process (GO): TORC2 signaling
Cellular component (GO): TORC2 complex
Source: RefSeq, a predicted model, not a curated record
AUGACGCAGCCGUUGAACCGUAAGAGAAGCGCUACAGCAGUUUUAAGUACCGCGAGACAGGAAGAUGGUCAGGAUUCCGCCAAUCGAACAAGGGCAAGGUUCUACAGUAUUUCGUCAAAUAUCAUUCCUCAGACUCUAACUCACCCUGAUGACGAUGAAGGUCUCGAUUCAACUAAAGUAACCGCCGUCUUCCCACCAAGCUGGUCUCAUGUGGGAUUUCAAUCGAUUUUUAAUGGUGGCGGUCAAAGGCGAUCUAAGCGUAGCCUUAGGUCUAACGCUUCGCUCGAGGAUCACUCGUUAGCUACUGGGAAGAGCUGCGAUUCCCUUGCCAGCUCAGCCCAUAGGAGAGAUUUCCACAGAUCGGAGGAUGAUAUCUCCAAUGAGAGCAUAAAUACUAGCGGUUCAAGCACCAAGGGCAAAAUGCGGUCUACGUUUCUAGGAAUAGGGAAAGACAAUCAGUCCCUUGGCGAUCGAAACUCCAGAAUUUUUCGAACGAGCACCAAUAGGAGUAGUUCAAGCGUAUCAGGAUCUCUGCUCAGUACAAAAAUGCCAAACAAGACUAGCUCGCUCUCCAACAUUGCAAAAAAGCUAUUCAAGCACCGGCAACGCAGGGUGGUGGCUCAUGAUGAAGAAUUGGAAUCCGUUACGCCGACACCACUAAGCAAAAUUUUGCAUUCUUCCUAUGCCAGGCAUAAGGCACCUUCUCAGUUCAUUCACAACAGUUCCGGCGAACCCAAAUCUGCAUAUUCAUUUCAUUCUCUCAACCAAGGAGGCCAGUACGAUAAACAACUUUUGCCAAUACAGGAUGAGAACUCGUUCACAGCUAACCUGAUGUUCUUGCAUGAUUUUUUGAAGAACUUGUCCACCCUUGAGGCUAAUUACAAGAACUUUCACGCUCAAGAGUUACAUCUGCUAGAAGAAAAUAUUUGGACUGUCCAUUGCACUAUCACCACCGAAUUGUUUAAGUUUAAGAGGAUAUGGCAACUUCCGGCCAAAGUUGAAGAUUUAAACAGAUUACUCGAUUUCUAUAUCACUUUGAAGACCGAGAGCAAGGCUUCAUCACCAAAUGGCAAAUUCCUGGACGAAGUUGAAGAGUUUUUAACCUCUUCGUUGUACAUCCUGGAAAACCAAAUUGUUUUUAAUUAUGCCAAUGAGGAUAUCAUGAACACAUCUCUCAAGAGACUUGGAGUGAUAUGGCAUAUUUUUUAUGAACAGGUUUAUUACGAUGUUAUGGCGGUUUUCAUGCCCUUAGAAAGAAGCUUUCAAGCGAGCCCAAAGUACUGGCAGGAUAGAUCUUUUCAAGAGAGCCCAACGCAGCAUAUUCUAUCUGUGGAUUACCUGCUUUUACGAUGUUUCCGCGACUGCAUAGUAUUACCUUACUAUCAAAAUUUCAUCGAUAGUAACGAAGGAGCAAGUAAAAGCUUUCAAAUGUACAUUUUCAAUGAAGAGGAGGAAAACGGCGUCACCCAACAGGACAAGCUUACUCUGCUGCAGUGCUUCGGAGUUCUGAAUUCGAUUCAAAGCAACGAUCAGAACCAAAAGGUGAUAGAGGAUUUACUAGAAGGAACAAGAAGGAGCAUAUAG